GAACAAUUUAACAAUUCAUCUCAGAGUUCACGAGAAGUUGAUUUGUGCGUGAUACUCAGAAUCCGAUUCCGUCGUCGCAAUCACCGGUGGGUUCUUCUUCUUCUUCUUUCACCGUUCGUUUUGAUCAUAGUAACCAAUAGAAAACUUCGAAAACCCUAGCCUGGCUAGUUUUAAGUCUUCAGCACAAUGAUCGAUGUAGUUUUCUUCAUUGGAUGGAGAAUUUUGAUCAGGUUAGGUUAGGUUUAAGUCGAACUUGAACUGUUGGAGAAUUUUGAUUGACUUCCACCAAAUCAAGAUUGUCUCUUUGAAACUUGCGUUAUCAUCAAUUUCGUUACGCAGAGAAGUAGCUACAGAGGAAUUGAACACAUGGUUGGUAGAUGGAAAGCAAAUCAGGAUAGUUCCAAAGGGUUAAUUGAGAGAUUGAAGGAAGACAUGAUAAGUGAACUACCUGAUUCUUUGAUAUGUCAGAUACUGUAUCAUCUUCCUACACAUGAUGCUGUAAGAACAAGCGUUUUAUCCACCAGAUGGAGGAAUCUCUGGCUUUGGGUUCCUAGUUUGGAAUUAGCAUCUUGUGAAUUUCCGGAUUUCAAUGCCUUUGUGAGUUUUAGUGACAGGGUAUUAGAUUCCAAUAGGGUUUCUCGCAUACACAGAAUCAAGUUAGAUAUCUAUGAAAAUAAAGGCAGUGUAGAUGAGACUUCUUUUCUCAAGUCAUGGAUUGAUUCUGCGGUUAAGCAUAAGAUUCAACAUCUAGAUGUUAGUUGUCCUCCAGAGUUUUAUUAUGAGAUGCCUCGAAGUCUUUUUAUCUGUGAGACACUAGUAUCCUUGAAACUCUUUCAGGUGAACGUGGUUAAUGCAGAGUUUGUUUCUUUGCCUUGUCUGAAAACUAUGUAUUUAGAAGAUAAUAGAUAUCCUGAUGAGACCACUUGCGGUAGACUUGUCUCAAGCUGCCCUGUCUUAGAAGACUUGAAAAUUGACAUAGCUUGGAAUGAUACAAAAGGCUAUCGGGUGUGCUCUCGGUCACUGAAGAGGCUCACUUUAGUACGAGUUUCUCCUUUCAAGUUUGAUUCUGUUUCAGGAGUUGUGAUCGAUGCUCCUCUGCUAUGCACUUUGAGCAUCAAUGAUCACGCAUCAGAAAGCUUUAGAGUGGACAGUUUGGAGUCUAAUGCCAAGUUAUAUAUCUCUCUCCUCUUUGGUUUGAGGAAUUAUGAUGAAGCAAGCAUCACAUCGAGGAGAAACAAAAUCGGCUGUUUUCUCUCAGGGAUCUCAAGUGUCAGAGAAAUGAUAAUCUGUCCACGCACGUUCAAGGUCAUCUACGAAUUCUCGAAGUUAGAACCGCUGCCUCAAUUUGGUUGCAUGUCCCGCUUGUAUGUAACUCUCUGUUUAUCCAAUUUAGAAUGGUUGUCAACGUUUCUCGAGAGCUGUCCGAAUCUGAAGUCCCUAACCUUGGAUUGGAAUGGUAACUCUAAGAAGAUGCGUAUAGAAGAGAUGAGUCAAAUCAGUUUUUCAUCAGUGCCUGAGUGUUUGUUAACGUCCCUCGAGUUUGUUGAUAUCAAAAGCACCAUCUUGGGAUAUGCUGUAGAAAUGGAAGUAUUGAGAUACUUCUUGGAGAAUUCGACAAUCUUGAAGAAGCUCGACCUAUGUUUGCAUUAUCAUGCGAUUCAAGAUGACUUUGUCAAGAAACUCCUCAAAGUCCCAAGACGCUCUAGUACAUGUCAAGUCGUCGUCGUUGGAUUGGAAAAGACUUUAGAGAAUAUGUCAAGCUUGUCUUUGACUGGUUUAAGCAAUUGACUUAGGCGUCAAGAAAUGUAUGUGUCAGUAAAACAGAAUGAUGUAAUUAAUAAUUUAGGAGAUUUUGGUUUUGGUUGCGACAUGAACCAGAUCCAGACAUGACAAAUUUUCAAAAAAA
Eutrema salsugineum is the source of this 1906-nucleotide messenger RNA. Its product is annotated as putative FBD-associated F-box protein At5g53635. The record is from RefSeq and is a predicted model, not a curated record. Gene Ontology annotation, molecular function: protein binding. Lineage: Eukaryota; Viridiplantae; Streptophyta; Magnoliopsida; Brassicales; Brassicaceae. The transcript has 3 exons. The coding region runs from base 367 to 1788 and encodes 473 amino acids.